AUGGACACUGAAAAUGUCACUGCGCACUUGAGGAAAUGUUUCAAAUCCGUUUAUGACAAAGUCAAGUUAGUGAACGGCCGGGUGGACGGCAUGGAAGCGCAAAUGACGCAUCUCAAACAGCUUAUCGAAGACGUCAAGACAAAGUCCGAAGCGGACAUCCAGGGACUGCAAGGUGAUGUUGAUACUCAGAAGGCGCAGAAUCAGCAGCUGCGAAACGAACUGGAUGCUGAGAGGGAUCGAAACCAGCGACUGGAGACUACGAUCAACAAUUCGCAACAGUCAAUCACCCGAAUUGAUCAAAAGUCACAUGAUCUCUCCAACCAGUUCUGUGCCCAGAAGACUAUCACUACCGCAAAUUUCCAAAGGACAGACGACUCUCAGGACAUCCUGGAGCUUAGAGAAGACCUAGGAGAUCGCUUCAGGACAGCAUUGGUUCAUACCCAAGAAUCUUUGCACCACAACCAAGCCGCCUAUAUCAAUGGUCUAGGACUCCUCAGAAAUGAGACGGCGGAAAAGCUCGCUACUCUGACAGAUCACCUCUCCACCGCUGUUGAUACCGUGCAGGCACAAUCCCGCGAGCAUACGGAAGCGUUCGAAAAGACCGCUCUGGUUCUGGACCGUAACUCUCAGCGUAUGAAAGAUCUCGGAAAUGCGAUGGUAGAACCACAGUUCCUGGAAGGCAUGAAACACCGCGUCGAAGAGCUUGAGAAUGCUGUGGAAUCACAUGAUGCGGCACUGCAAGCUUCUCAGGCUAUGACGACCAGACUCGAUUCCCUAGAUGCCCGCCUGGGCGUGUCGGAAGUCGCUAUCAAAUCCAUUCAAACGCCGAGUUUGAAACCUCCGACUACCGCAACAGCUACUUCUGCUCUGGACAGCCUUCGGAACAAGCUUGAUGCAAUCGACCUGUGCAUGAAGAACGAAGUUGCCUCAGUUAGGACCUGCAAAGAACGACUCGUUGCAUUGGAAAAGCACCGCGGUACCGCAGCGUCUCGCAAACUUGACAAUAGGGUCUGCGUAUUGGAAGAGAACUACGGCAAGAUGCGCAAUGACCAUACAGACAUGACCGCCAAGUGUGUUACCCACGAGCAGUUAGCUGCAACAAGGGAUUACCUUGCGACCUCUCUCAAGAGAGUGGUUGAGGACAACGUAUUCCCAUUAGGCAAGGAACUCAACCAGUCGCCGAUACCAUUGAUCUCACUGGACCUGGACAACCCACGUUCUUUCGACAGAUUCCUAAGAAUCGACAACGAACUGAGCGAUCGGAGCAGCAGGAGGCUCAGCAAUUAA
Molecule: messenger RNA, 1287 nt
Organism: Alternaria arbusti
Lineage: Eukaryota; Fungi; Ascomycota; Dothideomycetes; Pleosporales; Pleosporaceae
Exons: 3
Coding region: 1-1287 (428 amino acids)
Source: RefSeq, a predicted model, not a curated record